Messenger RNA from Closterium sp. NIES-65, 1350 nucleotides. The record is from the annotation of a GenBank genome assembly. NCBI's taxonomy places the organism in Eukaryota, Viridiplantae, Streptophyta, Zygnematophyceae, Desmidiales, Closteriaceae.
AUGGAAUUCUUGCUUCGAUUUCGAGUUCCCUCUGUUCUGCUCAAAGUGAGCCAUAGUGAUGCAAAUAUUGGCACCAGCAUAGACACUAGUAGCAGCGCUGCCACUAGCCUUGCCGCUGAACGCGGCGAAGGAGGAAGCGCGGCCACGAUCCAACAGCCAGCCGCUUCCCACGUGGACUAUCCGAUCACCGUUGAUCCGCACGAGCCGCUCCAAUCAGCGUUUGACAAGCUCUUGCUGUCCCACCUGCCGCACUGCUGUCUACCAGGUCAGCAGACACGUCAGCAACAUGAUGACGCAGAGAGCGGUGAAAUUCAAGAGGGGGGGAAGGGGAGCAGCAGUGAUGGCGAAGAGAAGCAAGCGGUUCGGUUCAUGGCUAUCGAACAAGUGGUGUACUUAACACCUACCUUAUCCGCUGUCAAGGCCAGACUUAAAUCGGCAACUGCCCCUCCCUCUGCGCCUGCAACUGCUGCCGCACUUUCCGCUCUCCCCAUGCCUGCAGAGAACAGCACAAACGUGGCGAACAACAGUUCCACCGCCGGCAGCGGCACCAGCAGCAGCUAUAAACCCAGAAGCACCACAGGUGGCAGCCACAAGGCUGGCAGCAACAAGGCUGGCAGCAGCAAGGCUGGCAACAGCAAGGCUGGCAGCAGCAGAAGCUCUAGCAACCCUUUCCACACGGAGCACGCGCUGCUAACGCGGGCGCACAUGGUGCACUACGUGGACGUGCACCUGCCGUGGUCGCACUCCCUCUGCGCCUGCUGCCUCCCGCGCAUGCUCUGCCCCGCCCCGCCCAUCGCCUUCCAGAUCUCCUCACUCACCUCCCUGCGCAAGCACCUGCAACAGCCUUACGUGCCCACCAUGCCACCCUACCGCUUCGGAAAUAAGCCCCCGCGCUUCAUCACUGCAUAUCCCGCCACCAUCCCACUCUCGGCUCCUCCGCUCAGCCCUCCAGGUAGUGUUACUGGUGCGAGUGCUGCUGCAGAAGAGAGUGCAGCAGCGCCGUCGGUGGCGCAGCAGUAUCGGUGGAAGGUGGACUCAGCACCAGUGGUUGCAGCUGAGGGGAUGAUGCUCGAAUGGCUGGCAGAGCCACGUGUCGGCCUGCUACUGGACCUCCAGAAUCUCAGGCGCCAGCUGGCAGCUCUUCUUCACAUGCAUGAAAUAGCUGAUACACGUGUGGCCACUGAGGCUAGAGGCACCGCCACGGCUAAAGGCAACAGCACGGCAGCUAGCACUCGCCUGUGGUGGUGCUGCUGGCAGUGCAGCCGCUGCUGGACGAGCUACCGCCAUGCCGUGUCCAUCGCUGCUUUCACCGUGCUUGUCGCCAAGUUCCCCCACUUUGUCACUCUCUAG